Messenger RNA from Arctia plantaginis, 1989 nucleotides. NCBI's taxonomy places the organism in Eukaryota, Metazoa, Arthropoda, Insecta, Lepidoptera, Erebidae. The record is from the annotation of a GenBank genome assembly.
AUGUUAUCAUACUCUUUUUUUAGAAUAAGCAAAUCACGCCGCUCGCUGGGUGUAGAAGUGUUGAGUGAAUGCAGUCUUUCCUCUGAAAAAAUGCCACCUAGAAAAAAAAUGACGCGCGAAGAACGGCUCGAAAAAAAAAGGAUAGCAGAACGAUUAAGAUACCAAAGAAUUAAAAAUGACAAAGAUAAGUACGCUCAACAAAAAAUCAAGGAAAGGGAAAAAUAUGAAAAGAAGAAAGAAAAAGGAGUUAUUAAGACAGUUCAGCAAAUGACUCCCAGAGAGCAGCGGAAGGUUAGAAAAGUAUGGAGAGAAAAAGCAAAAAUUCGUAGACGUCGUUUAGCACUCCAAGAUAUAAGCAAUGCGCCUGAAACACCACCAUGUUCGGAUAGUGAAUACCCACCGCCCCCUCAAAAUAUAAACAGGCGAGCGCAGGCAGCACAGCAAAAGUCAAUUCGAGCAAGAAAAGCAAGAAACCUGAUAAUAAGAAAACAAGAGGCUGAAAUAUCUCAACUUAAGUCUGCAGUCCAACGCUACAAGAAACAAAUACAACGGAUCAAAAAACCACCAAUCAGCACACCCAACACCAAAGUUAAUUCACUUAUAACAGCAGGCGACAAAGAAACUAUAAAGAAGAAACUGCUUUUCAGUGAAGUUAUUACUCAGCAACUUAAUGAACAUUUUUCAAAUCUCAACACUGUCCAAGAAAAAAGAGUUUUCAGGAGAGUGUUAAGCGGGAAAAUAGUCAAAAAAUACAAUGUUUUACCGAAAGAAAUGAAAAUAAAACCUUUGAGUAAAAUAGGCAAGAAAUUAAGACUAAUGGACACAAAGCGCAGCUCAAGAAAAAACUGUGAAAAUUUGAAAACGUGCAUAGUCAAAUUUAUGGAAGAUGAUUCGAGCAGUAGACUUUGUGCAGGAAAAAAAGACUUUAUAACGAAGAAGGGCGAGCGUAAGCAAAAGCGAGUUAUGCUAGAUACGUUACUCAACUUGCACAAACGUUUUGUGGAAAAGACACACAUUAAAAUAUCGUACCCAAUGUUCUGCAAACUCCGACCAUUUUGGGUCGUCCAACCACGCUGUGACGGUCGUAACACUUGCAUGUGUGUUAUACACAGCAAUAUAGAUUUAAUGCUGAAAUCACUAUACAACGCUAAGAUAAUAUCUGUGUCGAAUUACGUGGACCUUCUAAACCAAGUUUGCUGCAACAGAUUCAACGAAAAAUGUUUAUCACGCGAGUGCAAGACGUGUUUAAACAAAGAUGACUUAGCUAAAGCUCUUGAGAAAACCUGCCCGAAUAUUAAAAUUUUCACCGUAGAUGAUGCAGACAUAUCUGAAAAAGCAGCAAAAUUAGGUUCUACUGAAGGUAUAAAGACUUUUUCAGGCACACUAAAGGUUCACCAAGUUACCGGUUGUGUACGUAUACCUAAUUGCCUGAAAUUGAAAAGUUUGAGCUGCUUCUGUGACUCAGAGCUAUGUCGUCAUUUUCAAUUGGGUACUUUGGAUUAUCCACAAACACAUCGUAAAUUUCCUCUACGUGUUGAUGAUAUAUACGAAGCUAGCAAUUCAGAAGAUAAACCACUAAUCAAUUUCACAUCUCAAGAACACAGGAAGAAGCCUCAGAAAACACUACAGCAUUCUCUACCUACCAGUAUUAAAACCAAAAUUCACAAAGAUGAUUCAAAACCCUCAACAUCUGGAAAGAAAACAUUCUGCAACGGGGACUUUGUGCUGGUUAAACUUCAAGAUAAAAAAACAGAAUAUCGUUAUGUUGCAAUGUGCACAGGUGUUGAAGAAGAUGAUGAACUUGAAGUUAUAUUUUGUAAAAUCUGUGAUGAUACUGGAAAAAAGUUCAGAAUUAAUGAUGACGAUAUUUCUUUCAUCGCCUGGGAUCAGGUUUUAAAAAAACUACCCUCCCCUAACUUAAAAAUGAGAGGGCAGCGUAUUUUUUAUACAUUUAAUGAAUCUAUUGGUGUCUUUGAACGCGGGUUUUAG